This is a messenger RNA of Cladophialophora immunda, 1554 nucleotides long. RefSeq lists its product as uncharacterized. The record is from RefSeq and is a predicted model, not a curated record. The coding region runs from base 57 to 1271 and encodes 404 amino acids. Lineage: Eukaryota; Fungi; Ascomycota; Eurotiomycetes; Chaetothyriales; Herpotrichiellaceae. Gene Ontology annotation, molecular function: agmatine deiminase activity; protein-arginine deiminase activity. Gene Ontology annotation, biological process: putrescine biosynthetic process. The transcript has a single exon.
AUCCCGGCAUCCAAUGGCGUCAAGUUGCGCUCUAUCGCACUUGCACGGUUGUCAAUAUGCAUCCCGCGUCGACAUGGCACUUUAUUCGAGAUAUAUCUUGUCUGGGUCUCCAGGCAACUAAAGCCCAAUCCACAUCAUUCUAUCGACAAGUCUCUAGACACCGGGCAGCGAUAACAAUCAUACCAUCGAGAAUUCCUGCUGCAAGACAACUAUCCAGCAUGCCUGGCCAGCAGCCCUUGAAAGCCACUCAACAUGGUUGCUUUCGAAUGCCAGUGGAAAGCGCUCGCCACUCGCAUACCCUGAUGGCUUUCCCUAGCAUGGAAUCAGCAGAAAGUACAGAGCAUCUGGAAGCCCUACAAUCCGAAGUCACAAGCAUCGCCAACACCAUCUCCCGCUUCGAACCAGUCCACCUCUAUGCCAGGGAGGGACUCAUCACACAGGCAAAAUCCAUGGUCGGCAGCAAUGUCUUGGUCAAGCCAGCCAGGGUCAGCGAACUCUGGAUCCGCGAUAGUGGGCCGGUCUUUGUGCAAGACUUGUCAACAGGGAAACGGACGGCAGUGAAAUUCAACUUCAACUACUGGGGCGGCAAGCUCCCUGCAGUUGGCGACGAGGAAAUCGCUGCCCAAAUAGCUGCACACGCAAACGAAGCCUCGGUAUCCUCGAAACUCACUAUGGAAGGAGGGGGCAUCGAGCACGACGGCGAGGGAACAUUCCUAGGCACCGAAAGCUGCAUCAUCAACGACAACCGCAACCCAGGAUUCUCCAAAUCCGAUGUCGAGGCCGAGCUUAUGGACAAGCUUGGAGUCACGCAUUUCAUUUGGAUCCCCGGCGUCAAAGGCUACGACAUCACAGAUUACCACAUCGACGCGCUGGCACGCUUCACAUCACCAAGCGUCGUCCUCCUGAGCAAGCCAGGGCCGAAUGCUCACCCCAUUGCAAUAGACGCCUACAACUCUGCUCGGUCUGACCUUACAUCUGCGAGGGACGCAAAAGGCCGACCACUAACGGUAUACGACUGCGAGGAACCCGACAUAACUAUCCUCGGGCCAUCAGAUAAACACAACGAGGUCAUCGGCUCGUAUGCCAAUUAUCUCCUCGUCAAUGGAGGCGUCAUCACACCCAAAUUCGGGCAGGAAAGACAGGACACUGCUGCCUUUGAAUUGUUCAAGAAGUUGUUCCCUGACAGAGAGGUGGUGCAGGUGCCCAUCAACAUGCUGCCGAGGACGGGUGGAGGGAUCCAUUGUGCAACGCAGCAAGUUCCGGAACUUUGAAGCCAUGGUACACGAGUAUCUCAUUGCAAGGACUUUGUGCCAGUUCUGCGAAGUGACCCAUGGAUAUGCAGAUCCGAAGGGUUUCUAUUGUCUCCGCUCCAUUGUACUGAAUGAUUGUCGCCCCUCGUUUGCUGGUAUCUUUCAAGUACAGGAAUGUCGAAACCCAAUCUCUCGGCUCAAUAGAAAAUAUGUCAAUCUUACUGCUACGACUAUAGUCAGAGCAGCAAAGAAGUUGUUACGCUGUGCACGUGUUGAUCGAUAUCUGAUAUUCCUAGCCUCGAAC